Messenger RNA from Penicillium digitatum Pd1, 321 nucleotides. Lineage: Eukaryota; Fungi; Ascomycota; Eurotiomycetes; Eurotiales; Aspergillaceae. The record is from RefSeq and is a predicted model, not a curated record.
AUGCCAUCGUUCCUUGCACUUUUCUCCUCAUUCUUGUCUCGGUUGUGGGGAAAUGGAAAUGACACUCGACUCUCUGAAACUCUAAAGCAGAACACGUCAGCUGGGCUACCUGUCGAGCUAUUGCUGUCAAUAGCCAAUUUCCUUUCUCUGGUUGAUGUGAUCUGCAUCUCCCCCUGCAACCGUCGACUCUUUGCUACGUUUCACCACCGGAAUCAUUCCAUGCUGCCAUCGGGAAUAGACAAACUUCCCCCUUUGAAUAGCCUAGAGCGAGAUCUACCGAAUCAUUUCAUUUGCUACAGUUGCCACCUUCUUCACAAAUAA